AUGCCCGCCUCAGUGUCAACUGUAGAAGAUGAAGAAGCGACUGAGAUAGGAGAGGAUGACGAAGCGGAUGAUCAAGAUGGGGAGAUGGAAAUUCAGGAGAGGCAGACAGGGCCCGCUCUUUCCAGCGAGGCAAAACCACACUCAGUAACACUGCCCACUGCAUGGAACUCCCAGCAAGCUAUCAGUAAUAUGGAGAUCGAACGAAUUCCCAAGGAUAUUCUCACAGCUUCUGUGUCCUCGGUCAAACGGGACAUCCUCCUCAUCUCAAGCCGUGCUGCCCCAGGGAGGGACGACACAGCGGGGAUAUGCUGUCUCCUGGUGCAUUCGAUAUUCUUAGAGUGGGGAGCAAACUAG
Blastomyces dermatitidis ER-3 is the source of this 354-nucleotide messenger RNA. RefSeq lists its product as uncharacterized. The coding region runs from base 1 to 354 and encodes 117 amino acids. The record is from RefSeq and is a predicted model, not a curated record. NCBI's taxonomy places the organism in Eukaryota, Fungi, Ascomycota, Eurotiomycetes, Onygenales, Ajellomycetaceae. The transcript is spliced from 2 exons.